Messenger RNA from Acipenser ruthenus (sterlet), 3386 nucleotides. RefSeq names its product GRAM domain-containing protein 2B-like. The record is from RefSeq and is a predicted model, not a curated record. The coding region runs from base 393 to 1691 and encodes 432 amino acids. NCBI's taxonomy places the organism in Eukaryota, Metazoa, Chordata, Actinopteri, Acipenseriformes, Acipenseridae. The transcript is spliced from 14 exons.
ACCCUUUAAAGAGUUAACCAGCAGCGGUCGGUUUGGUUCAGCAGCAGUCAUUCAAUCUGCCAAGCCAAUUUAUUAGCGGGGUAAACUUGACAAACGGGUUUUCGUUCCCUUAAGUGCUCCAUCCUGCCUGUGAGCUGAAGAGUUGGGUGUUAAACUUCUGUAUUUCAUUUUGAUUACUCUGUACGAAAAAAAAAAAAUCACUAGCAGUAAACUUUACAAAGAAGAACCUAAGUUUGUCUAAAGUUCCAUGUGACGGGCCUACCUGCUUAAGCAAAUUCUGAACUUUGGAGAGGAAGUUAUAUAACUCUGCGGCAGUGAGAGGAGAGGAGACGGAAAAGGGUAGAGAAAGAGAGAGAGUGAGUGGCGCCCGAGAUAGAGGCAGUUCUUACGAGAUGGUGCUGGUGACUGAAGAGCAGGAAAACUAUGAAGGCCAGCUCUGUACUCCCGUGGAUGAAAUCAAACCCGUGAGGUCGUCUAGCAAAAAAGAACCAAGAGGGGUUACAUUUCACUCUGAAACUGAGAAUGGGGGAGAAGAGAAACACAAGAAGGCUGGGAAGCCAUUUAAUGAGCAGCUGCAGCCAUUGAAUAUUGAUGCGGAGCUCUUUCAGACCCGAAAGAAAUCACCGCUUGUAAGGUCCAAGACCUUUGAUACAAACGUUUCUCAAAUUUCUUCUGAGUGUGAAACCAAGCUCGAGAGAAAGAAAUCUUCGACCAGUCAGUUUACCAAGACUAAUGCACAGUUUCAUAAGCUUUUCAAGGAAGUAUGUAAGGAUGAGCUUCUAAAACAAAGUUAUACAUGUGCCUUACAAAAAGACAUCCUCUAUCAAGGAAAGUUGUUUGUUUCAGAAAACUGGAUCUGUUUCCAUUCCAAAGUAUUUGGUAAAGACACAAGGAUUGUUAUCCCAGUUUCAUCCGUGACCCUUAUUAAGAAAACAAAAACUGCCAUUUUAGUGCCAAAUGCGCUUGUUAUAGCAACCCCAAAUGACCGGCAUGUGUUUGGGUCUUUGCUCUCCAGAGAUGCAACGUAUAAGGUCUUGAAAUCCAUAUGUGUUCACCUGGAGGACAAAAGCACCGGAAACAGUCCAGUCGUAUCUGCUGAAAACAGCUUCAGGGCAGAACGUCCAACAUCCUUGCCUCUGGAUUUUGCUGCAGAUUUCUCUGAUCUGGAUGGAGCAGUUAGGAAAAGAAGACAGGAGAUGGAAGAAACUACCAGCUCUGGCUCGCAGACCCCAGAGUAUGAAAGUAUUCCAGAAUUCCCAGGAGUGCCUCCUACUUUCCUAAAUGUAGUUAAGAAUGGAGAUCUACCUGUCCAUGCUGAUAUUCACAUGCAGCAGAAUCCUGAAAGAAAUAUGAGUGUGCACAGGAAAGGUUCUUCCAGACUGGUGGGUGUUGUGCAUAAAGUGAAAUCGUUGCGGCCAAUAUCUUUGAACGCUCUUCUCCUUGUCUACUUGGUCUUAGUGUGUGUCCUAGUUCUAUCAUCGUGUUAUAUGGGCUUUAAAAUAAUGGCUUUGGAGCAGCGAUUGACUUCGCUGGGUUCUCUGACAGAGUAUCGGGAAAAUGAGCUUUUUGUGCAGCGACGUUCAGAAUCAAAUGUUAAUGCAGAAAUGAUUCAUGGGGAGUUAACUUCAAACCUGGCCAAACUAGAACAGAUUAAGAAAAACCUGCAAAGACUUCUAGAUGAAACGGAAUAAGAAGGGUUAACUGAAAUAGAAGUUUAUUUUCAAGCUUAAUGUUUUGCUGCUUGCCUUGGGGACCACAAGACCACCUCUGCUGGACAGAGCCUCACAAUUAUGGUACUUGUAGCCCAAAUCAUGUGGACUGUACUUCACUGUGGAACACUUAAAAGUGGCCUUAAUGCUGUGGAAUGUAAAGAUUCUUACUCUUGUGCAAUAAUAUUCUUUUAUUGUGAAACCUUUCCUGUGAUGGACUGCACUGUUUCAAUUAGCUGGUUUCUCUUGAAAACAGGAGUCCUAAAUAGCUUAUUGCCCAAAGACUAUUGGUGGCUGUAGUAGAUGGGUGCUACACCAAAAACUUAUUUCUUGUACUCCACUCCAAAUGUAGUGUAAUGUUUGAGCUUUUCAUUGCAUAACACUUGCAUAUGCAUUACAGAUUAUCCUUGGUGAUCUGCAUAUGGGUAGCUAUGCAUAACUGUAGAAACUGAAAUGUUUUGUAAUAAAAUAAAUAGGGUGACUGAAACAAAUCUUUAUUCUGUAUGAUGAAUUUUUGUCUGGUGUAUAAUAUGCUUAGAGUAAGUAGCUGGGUUCUGAGAAAUAUAUAGCAUUGUACAUCGCUGUGUUGCAGCAACUGUUCAAAUAACAUACCUGUCAUUUCUUUACAUCCUUACCACUUUUUACACUUCAACUUACUUAAGCCCAUCACUCCUUUUUGGAGCAUAGGCCGUCGACGACAUCCUGCCAGUGUAUCUGACUCUGGGCUAUCUUUUCCAGUUCUCUCCCAGGUGUAAUCCGUUAUCUGUGUCUGCCUCAAGGUUGCACCUCCAGGUGUUCUUCGGUCUCCCUCUUUUUCUCUUCCCCUGUGUGUUCCAGGUCAGGGAUUGUCUGGUGAUGUUGAAGGUGGGCUUCUGUAGGGUGUGACCAAUCCAGCCCCACUUUCUCCUCCGGAUUUCUUCCUCGACAGGGUCUUGCUUGGCCCUUAAGUCAAUGUUGCUGACUUUUAUUUAUUUUUUUUUCUGGCCAGUAAAUGUGAAGAAUCCCACGCAAACAUCUGUUGAUGAAGGUCUGGCUCUUCAUCAUUAUCCUUGUUGUUCUCCACGUUUGAGCUAUACAGGAGUACUGAUUUGACUUUUAAUUGAAUAUAUGGAUCUUGGUAUGUGUUGUAAUUGUAACUUUUUUAGGUGUUUCAAAGCUCUUCAAUAUGUUCACUCCAGCACACUGGGGUUUUAGAUCUGUCCUCCUAAAGCACUGCAGAUUUUUUAAAAAAUGUACUGCACUGUCUUUUCUGUUCUGUACCACAUCAUGGAUUGUUAUUGCUGUGUUACCUGUUUGACAAUGUGGGCAAUAAUCCUUGCACUAGAUUGGCCAUUUUGAAAAGAGCUUUGAAACACUAAGUUAUAAGUGUGUAACAUCAAGAUGUUAACCAUGAGAAGAGAAAUUACAGGUAUGUUAUUUAAACAGUUCUAGCAACAUGUGGGGAUGUGUGACGCUAUACUUUUCGGAACCCUGCUACUUGAUCUUUAAGUCACAAUGGUGCUGGAUUGUGGGGCAUUAUGUCCUGAACCAGAUGGCUGUUUCUGCAGAUUUUGAAAAAUUGUAAAGCAACAAUCUGAUGGAUUAUAUUUAUAUAAAAAAUGUAAUUGGGUAUAUUUUUAACCAUUUCUGUGAAAUGUUUCUAAAUUUGGAAAUAUGGAAUAAAUGCAUUAUAUUGUC